This is a messenger RNA of Gekko japonicus, 1547 nucleotides long. It is a transcript of the gene WDR45, whose product is annotated as WD repeat domain 45. Bases 160 to 1137 code for a protein of 325 amino acids. Gene Ontology annotation, cellular component: cytosol; phagophore assembly site membrane; extrinsic component of membrane. Lineage: Eukaryota; Metazoa; Chordata; Lepidosauria; Squamata; Gekkonidae. The transcript is spliced from 12 exons. Gene Ontology annotation, molecular function: phosphatidylinositol-3,5-bisphosphate binding; protein binding; phosphatidylinositol-3-phosphate binding. Gene Ontology annotation, biological process: protein lipidation; autophagy of mitochondrion; protein localization to phagophore assembly site. The record is from RefSeq and is a predicted model, not a curated record.
AGGCGCUCUCGGCCGCUUCUCUAUGACCGCCCAGGACUGGCGUCCCUGAUGUUUACAUCGGAGCCUUCAGGGCUGGAACUCUAGUCUUCAGCCAGGAGGCACAGAAAUAUCCGACCCGCUUGCCCUGGCUUUGGGGGCAGGGGUCCCACUAGGCUCGCCAUGGCACAGCAACGGGGGGUCAACAGCCUGCGCUUCAACCAAGACCAGAGCUGCUUCUGCUGUGCGAUGGAGACCGGCGUCCGGAUCUAUAACGUGGAACCUCUCAUGGAGAAGGGGCACCUUGAGCAUGAAGUCAUCGCAUCGGGGACAUCAUGCAGUGUUGUGGCUUUUUUGGGGGGUGGGGUUUCCCCCACUGGCCAGUUGGCCGUCUUGAUCUGGGACGACGCUCGCGAAGGGAAAGACGGCAAAGACAAGCUGGUGCUGGAGUUCACCUUCACCAAGCCGGCUCUGGCCGUCCGCAUGAGGCACGACAAGCCAGCGGUCCACGAGGGACUCUGUGAUCUGUCUCCAAGCCUGGAGAAACAGCUCCUAGUUUUCCCCGGGCACAAAUGCGGUAGCCUGCAGCUGGUGGAUCUCUCCAGCACGAAGCCCGGGACCUCCUCGGCCCCGUUCACCAUCAACGCCCACCAGAGCGAGAUCGCCUGCAUCUCCCUCAACCAGCAGGGCACGGUGGUGGCUUCGGCCUCGAAGAAGGGGACCCUCAUCCGCCUCUUCGACACCCAGACCAAGGAGAAGCUGGUGGAGCUCAGGAGGGGGACGGAUCCUGCGACUCUGUACUGCAUCAACUUCAGCCACGACUCGUCCUUUCUCUGCGCCUCCAGCGACAAAGGCACCGUCCACAUCUUUGCCCUGAAGGACACCCGUUUAAAUCGCCGUUCAGCGCUGGCGCGCGUGGGGAAGGUCGGGCCCAUGAUAGGCCAGUACGUGGAUUCCCAGUGGAGCCUGGCCAGUUUCACCGUCCCGGCUGAGUCCGCUUGCAUCUGCGCUUUCGGCAGGAACACCUCCAAGAACGUCAACUCAGUCAUCGCUAUCUGCGUGGACGGCACCUUCCACAAAUACGUCUUCACUCCAGACGGGAACUGCAACCGGGAGGCCUUCGACGUCUACCUGGACAUAUGCGACGAUGAUGACUUUUGAGCCCAGCUCGGCCUCCGUGCCCAAAUGCUGCCAGGCCUCAGGCCAUUUGGGAGGUUGGCCUGCCACAGGACUGGGGUAAAACAGAACAAGGCAUGCUGGGAACUCCGCUAGGCUCCCGAGGCAUGCUGGGGUGACCUGAUGAGUCGUUUCUCUCAACUCCCUCCGUGGAGGUCCUUUUAGGAAAAUUCACUGCUACAUUUGCCUCCCGCAGUGCCGGGGAGAGGCCUAGGAGGUCGAUGUUUUUGGAGACACCGUUUCCGAGAGACUGUUCAGCCUGGAAUUUCAGAAGUGGGAGGAGCGAGACUCUUUACGUUUGUUCCGUCUGGACGGUCUCAGCUGUUGGGAGACCAGAAGGGGUGUGUGUGUGUCUGUGUGUGUGUGGCAGGUGAGACCAUUAAAGUAGAACUUCC